UGGUGGAGUUAGGUUCAAAUUGCUCCGGGAAGUGGCCGAGAUUAGAGCCAGCGCGGGCCGCACCGCGCCGCGAGUGUAAGCCCACUUAAGACUGUUUUUAAUACUAGUAUUUUUUACGCGAUCCCGACAGGAUUUAGCGGAUAAGCGACGUCGCCGCGAUCGUGCGCUUUGAUUUAUCGGUUUCAGAUUCGGUUACGGUUUGUUUUCUGGUGUUUACGUUAGUGGGUGACGGCCGGCCGCGGGUGGACGCGCGUAAUCCCGUGGCUUGUACCAGAUUAUGACGGAUAUCAACGGAUUUCGUGUACACACACUGUGAAAAUCGACUUUCCGUGGAAUCAACUUAAACCCGCUGUGGCACGUGUCUCUAUCUGAUUGCAAAAAGACAAUGUCCGCCCGCGCGUAAUCGCACGCGCUUCUUCGCCCCACGAGCCAGCAAGCCAGCAUCAUUCACCUCCGGGUGUACAAGGAGGCGCUAGCGGCCGGUAUGGAGCCGCUAAGCGAAAACGGACUUUGCCUCUCCGAGUUAGAGCUCCAUUCGGGCGGCCAUCUACACGAGUCGGUGGCUGCGUCGGUCGGCUCAGCUAUAUCGAGUCUGAUGGCGCCGCUGCAUCAUGAGCCGCAGCACGCGCCGUUACACCACGCGCCGCCUUUGCACCAUGAGCCGUUGGAGAAACUAAAACUAUGGGCAGAGACUGGCGAAUUUCGGGACAGUGGACAUUCUUCAUUGGCGUCCGCAGGCUCGGGAGUCGACCAGUCGCUGUACGCCCCGCCUCGGCCGCGAAGGGACCGCAAGCACACCGACGACAGUCGUCCCCUAACAUCAGAGCCGACAAUAAAGACGGAGUCAACGACACCUGGCGUAGGACCUGAUGAACCAUCGAUGGACGACAAAGGUGACAAGAAGAACAAACGCCAGCGACGUCAGCGGACGCACUUCACCAGUCAGCAGCUUCAGGAGCUUGAAGCCACCUUCGCUAGGAACCGCUACCCUGAUAUGUCCACGAGGGAAGAGAUCGCGAUGUGGACCAACCUUACGGAAGCGAGAGUUAGGGUCUGGUUUAAAAAUCGGAGGGCGAAAUGGCGGAAACGGGAAAGGAACGCGAUGAACGCCGCCGCAGCCGCAGCCGUCGACUUCAAGAACGGCUUCAGCACGCAGUUCAACGGGCUGAUGCAGCCGUUCCCGGACACGGACGCGCUGUACUCGUCGUAUCCCUACAACAACUGGGCGGCGAAGGUGCCGAGUCCGCUGGGCACGAAGAGUUUCCCGUGGCCGGUGAAUCCACUGGGCUCGGUGGUGCCGGCGAGCCAUCACCAGGGGUCCGUGAACUGUUUCAACACCGCAACAUCGAUGGGUGGAGUCGGGGGCGGCGGGAUGGCGGGUGUCGCUGGGUCGGCGGGCGUAGGUGGCGGCGUGGCGCCUUGUCCUUACACGGCGCCGCCGAACCCGUACAGCAUGUACCGCGCAGAACCCUGCGCGGCGAUGUCUUCAUCCAUCGCGCAGUUGCGGUUGAAGGCGAAGCAGCACUCGUCUGGUUUCGGCGGGGGCUACGGGACGGUGUCGCCGGUGUCUCGCGCCGGGUCGGCGCCGCUGUCGGCGUGCCAGUACGCGGGCGGCGUGGGGGUGUCGGACCGCGUGCUCUGAGACGAGGCACGCGGGCGCGAGGAGGCGCGCUCGCCGCCGGGCAUGCGUGCAUAGUCGCCGCCCGCGCGCGCUCCCGACGCUGCCGCUGCGCCCGCGCACGGCCUCUACAGGCACCUGUGGGACUGGUUCGACUGAGGCGUCGUGCUUGACACGGUGCUACUCUGAGAUGGCUUUCACCAAAUUCUAUAACUACGAGGAAUACAAGCAUUAUUGUUUCUAAUUACUAAAAGUAACCUUGGCGAUUUGAGAAAGAGAACCUGUGUAAAGCAAUCGUAAUCAUUUGACAAUUCAUAACGUACGAUUAUUCUCUCAAACGCUUUGUUAAACUGACUUUAUCGUACGUUAUAGAUUGUCAAAUGAUUACGAUUGCUUUACACAAUUCCACCUCUAAUUAGUCUCAGCUCUUUGUUUUUCAGGCAAAAGACCUUUCAUGAAGCUACAUAAAUCGUAAAAAUUAUCUAAUAACAAGAAGUAACUUAUUCCUGAAAUGUAACUCCUAUUUAUAGACCUGUAGUAGCUAGUAGCUUAUAUUGUUUAGAAAUUUUAAUUAGGUACGUUUGAACUCAAUAUUUGAGAAUGUUUAUUCAUUCACGUGAACUCUUCAAUUCGCCAAGGGAUAAAACAAAUCCACUAUAAUAUAAUAAAUUAUUACAUUUAAAAAACAGUCUUCAUGGUGUUUGGUGCAGGUCAUCCCAUACAAGAACAGUGAUCAUUGUUGAGUGACUUUUUAGACGUCAUCGAUUGGCAUAUGUUUGUGUAAGAGACACGUCGUUCCGGGACAGUCUGCGGUAUAAGGGAGUGAUUCGCGUUUAUUAUAAUAAUUAUUAUUUAAUAGUUAUCUUCACUUAUUGUAAAGGUUCGUUACGAAACAUCGGGCAAUAAUGUUAACGAUUUGUGUUAAUGUAAAUAUGUAGUUAUGUAUGUACGUAUACCAAAGCGAUGUGUGCAAUUUUUUAUAAGCUUACAAUAUACUUUAGGUCUAAGUUGUACGUAAUUUUAAGUAUGUAGCUUGGUACUGGAAAUUGUAAAUACGAUAUCACAAGUAUUCUUUCAUGGAAUACCAACACAGGAUAAUCAUUUUGUUAUACAUAUAAGUAAGUACCUUCAAACUUAAAAGAGGCGGGUGGUUUUUUUUGUUAACAAGACAGAAAAAGCAUACAAAUCAGUGGUACAAAUAUAAUGAUACCAAAGUAUUUUAUUUAAGCAUAAUAUUGAAGAUUAAUGAACACGGUAAUAACCACUAUUAAGAACAUAAUUUUUCGUAUUUUAACAGUUCUAUAGAAAAUUAAAUAUUUGUGUUGUACUGUAUGAAAUAUUUGCAUUUAUCAGCUAAUUACCAAAAUAAUAUAAGAAUGAGAUUUUAUACAAACUAAAGUGUACAUAUUUUACUAUUAUUAUAACAACAAAAGCUUAGUAAAUUAAUUUAAGAGUUUUAUUUUCAAAGAAAACAAAGACAACUUUACGAAAUGUAAGAUUAACGAAAGUUGAUCGUUAUUUGUUUUAUGUUUUUGUUUUAUUUUAUUUAGCAAAUGGUUUAAUAUGGCGUAGUAGAUAUCUGAUUUUAAGAUAAUAUCCAGUGUUUUGACUGCUUGAUAUUUUAUACGAUAAAUUGUUUGUUUUACAUAGAAAGUUUUGUUCACAUCCUGAUAUUCUUGAUGCAUAAAUACAAACAUACAUCUUUUGCGGCUUAAAAUUCAUGGUGAUAAAUACAUAUCUAAGAUUGAAGAAAAUGGAUAGAUUAAUAGACGUCAAAUAAACGUUAUAAUAGAAAUUAAUUUUUAAUUUGUGCUGAUUUUAAACUGACGCGUCAACUCUACUUGGACACUUCACUUACACAGUUCAUUGACACAAUCAAUUAUCCUAUUAGCAAAAUAUAUUUAGUUUUAUCAUUAUAACUAUAUGAAAUGUAUCAAAGAGCUGUGUCUUAUACAAAUUGCUACAUGUAUUCUAAGAGGACGACGCAGUAGAGUUAACUUACAGACACAGUAACUUCGAUAACAUUUUGCGAAUGUGAUUUUAUUUCAGUGUACGAAUAUUACGCUGAUAAUACCGAAUCAGCAUAAACACAAUCGCAAUACACAAAUGUCACAUAACCUAUCCAAAACAUAAUAAAUGUACUUAAUGAAAUUAACAUGAAAAUAGCCGCCUCCACAUGAGAUUAAAGUAACCAGGAUCUCAUAAUUUAUUUAAAUAUUUAUAUAACGCCCACAUGAAUUGUAAAUAAAUGUAACUAUCUAGUUGUUAACAUAGAACUUAGGUUACAACACGAAUUAGAAUACCUACUUCCGUGUGCCUAAUGAAAUGAUCAGUGGAAAAUGUACUUAUUUUCACGACGAAUAAUGUGUGUACAUUUAAUGCCCUUUCAUUAAAAACUAAAAAACUCUGUAAAUAAUCUUUCUUGUGUAAGUAUUAACUGUUUAUAAUUUAUAAUACAGUCGCCAAUAUAUUUAGCUAUACAUAUUAACUGCAAUAUAACGUCUAUUACAGGUAAAUAAAAUGCUUUAGCUUGAUUUGUUGGUCUCUGGAUUAAAAUCAAGACAAAGAAUAACUAAAAUGUAUAAAAAAUUCGUCGUGAAGAAAGUACUCGUUUCGUAUGAAAAUUGUAAAUACAUUUUGACGUAUCUUAAUAUUAAUACGAAAGAUAUCGAGGUUUUCGUUUUAUACAUAUCAAACAAAAUAUCUACGAACUGCAAUAGUUUGUUGAUUUUUUUGUAAUAUAAGGAAAUAACGAUUGUUUUGUAACUUAAAACCUCUAGUCAUAAUAAAAAAUG
Molecule: messenger RNA, 4413 nt
Organism: Ostrinia furnacalis (Asian corn borer)
Lineage: Eukaryota; Metazoa; Arthropoda; Insecta; Lepidoptera; Crambidae
Gene: Ptx1
Product: pituitary homeobox homolog Ptx1
Exons: 5
Coding region: 485-1642 (385 amino acids)
Biological process (GO): regulation of transcription by RNA polymerase II; anatomical structure morphogenesis
Cellular component (GO): nucleus
Molecular function (GO): RNA polymerase II cis-regulatory region sequence-specific DNA binding; DNA-binding transcription factor activity, RNA polymerase II-specific
Source: RefSeq, a predicted model, not a curated record